AUGUCCACCGAUCAAAUACGCCUUCAGCAUCAGUCUUAUCCAGAUACCUCGCGUUCCUUUCCAGAGUCGGCGAUUCCUGUCGCCAACCCCGGCUCUGCCGACCUCAACGGCUUCGCAUUUGGAGUAACUGAAAAUGGUCUCGCAGAUUCCACGCGACCGCAAAGUAUGAUGGAGGCUCCCGACUUUCCCGACUUUUCAUUUCCAUACCAUGGGCUGUCCGAGGGCAGCCACAUGAUGGGUUUGGAGGAUCAUGGGCCCGCUGACCUAUUUUCGAAUACCGGGGCUGGUUCCAUCUCGUCAAUGGGCGACCGCCGAAAUUCCGUGGCGUCCGGCUCCAAUUUUGCAGUCAACGAACAAGCCGUCAAAUCGCAACCCCAGGACGGAUCCGAACAGGAAAGCCCAGGGAGCAACCAGCACGGUGUCAAUUCACUCGAGGACAACAUGUCGGAUGAAUUUGGCUUCUCCAACAACCUGCAAGGCGAGGGCCAGGACCAUGGACACGCACGAGACUCGAAAUCUGAUGCUACGCCGGCGUGGAGUGAGCUUAAAACAAAGGCUGGCAAGGAGCGUAAACGACUUCCCCUGGCAUGCAUAGUGUGUCGGCGCAAGAAGAUACGGUGUUCAGGCGAGAAACCGGCUUGCAAGCAUUGCCUUCGGGCCCGCAUUCCCUGCGUGUACAAGGUCACUACCCGAAAGGCUGCACCGCGCACGGAUUAUAUGGCCAUGCUGGACAAGCGACUCAAGCGAAUGGAAGAUCGCAUCCUCAAGAUGGUGCCAAAGUCGGAGCAAGACCCUUCGGCAGCAAACGUGGUGCGCGCCCAGGUAAAACCACAGCUUCCCAGCUCGGCAACCGCUAGUAAGCAGAGCGCCAAGAAGCGGGCUGCGGAUGAGGCCUUUGGGGCUGAUUUUGACAAUUGGGCGCGGCAACCACCUAAAGCCAAGCCGACGGCAACGGCAACGACGGAGGAUUCGAAUAAACCAACAUCGUUGCAAGUCCAAGAGCAGGAGGAUGGAAAGCUCCUGGUUGAGGGCCGUGAUGUCUUACCGACCAAGGAAAUACAGGUACAUCUGGCUGACAUAUUCUUUGAAAACAUAUACGGCCAAGCAUAUCAUCUACUCCAUAAACCGAGCUACAUGCGAAAGUUAAAGACUGACGCUUUGCCGCCGGUACUGGUACUUUCCGUAUGCGCUAUUUCCGCACGCUUCUCAAACCAUCCUGUAUUCGCAGGCAAGCCGCAUUUUCUCCGCGGCGAGGAGUGGGCUGUGGCUGCUCGCGAGAUUGUCACGAGACGCUACGACUGGCCGAACAUCACAAUCUUGACAUGUCUCCUGAUCCUUGGGUUGCACGAAUUUGGAACGUGCCAAGGAGGGAGGAGCUGGGCAUUGGGCGGUAUGGCCAUAAGAAUGGCAUUUGCGUUGCAGCUUCACAAAGAUCUGGAAUAUGACCCUACAGGCACUAACCCUGCGACUCAAUUGAGCUUCAUCGACAGGGAAAUUCGACGGAGGACCAUGUGGGCUUGCUUUUUGAUGGAUCGAUUCAACUCUUCCGGCACAGAUCGCCCCAUGUUUAUCAAGGAAGACACACUUCGAAUCCAACUACCCAUCAAGGAGAAAUUGUUCCAGCUGGAUAUGCCAGGCCCGACAGAGGAUCUUGAUGGCAGUGUACCACAUCCUGUGCCAAAAGAUCAGGGUCAGCUUUCAAGUGCCAAAGACAACAUGGGGGUUGCGGCUUACAUGAUUCGCUCCAUUGCGCUUUGGGGCAAAAUUAUCAGCUUUCUCAAUCAGGGCGGCAAAGAGGCCGACAAGCAUCCAAUGUGGGAUUCCGAAUCUCGGUACUCUGCACUUCUCAAGCAGGCCGAAGACUUUAGCCCCGGGCUCCCCGAUGGACUCAAAUACACAUCCGAGAAUCUCCAUCUGCACGAUACUGAAGGCAUGGCCAACCAAUUCCUCUUUCUGCAUAUUUCCAUACAACAAAACAUUCUCUUCAUGAAUCGCUUUGCAGUGUCCUCGCCAUCGGGCUUGUCGCAGAGCGAUGUGCCAAAAACCUUUGUCACAAAAGCCGGUGCCAAGGCGUUCGCGGCGGCAAAUAAGAUCUCUGAACUGUUGAGAGACUCGGACAGCUACCUCAUAGCCGCCCCCUUUGUUGGCUACUGCGCCUUCCUCUCGAGUACAGUACACAUCUUUGGCAUAUUCUCGGGCAAUGCGGCAGUGGAGCAAUCGUCCAAGAAGAAUUUGGCUACCAAUGUGAGAUUUCUACAGAAGAUGAAACGUCACUGGGGAAUGUUUCACUUCAUGUCAGAAAAUCUGAGAGAGCAAUAUCGGUCCUGUGCAGACGCUGCCCAAAAGGGCUCUUUGCCCACGGACAAAGCUACUGCAUCGCCCAUCUUCCAGUAUGGAGACUGGUUCGAUCGUUAUCCGCAUGGGGUAUCCCAAUCCGACUUUCUGGAUCCUGCAGGAAACAAGAAGAAAGAGACGGGAGAUGAUGCUGUCCUCGGGCAGAAGCCAGAUGUAUAUACUGUUGAAGAGUUCUUUAAUAAGCUGUCGCCACCACAGAGCCAAGAAGGUCGCGAUCCAGCAAGCGGGCCGGCGCGGCCGUCAGCAGCAAAGCGACGCUCCUUUGCCGCCACUGUCAGUAAGAAAGGCAGCUUGGCUGCCCGGGGCGACAGUUCGCAACAGCUGGAGCCACUUUUGACUGAUCUGCCAUCCUCGAUUCCAGAGCACGUACAGCAGCGAAUCCAGGCUCAGCGGCAACAGUAUGCAGCUCGCUUAAAGACGCAAACAAGCGACCCCAGCUCAUUGCAUCUUGAGUUGCCCCAUGACAGGCGCAACUCUCAGCACUUUACGGGAGCCGCGGCACCCAACGCCGUCUAUCAUGCGAUGUCUCCGAUUAGCCCUGUGACACAUGGCCUCGGGCACCCAUUUGCUGGACAUCAUGCCGGUGCGCAUCCCGGCAACCAUCCUGGCUUUUACGGCCCCGAUCUUGUUGCGCUGGGUCUGCCCAACAAUACCGGGUUGCUGCCACAACUUGACCGGCAAAUGGUUUUCAACGCUUACGGUGGGAUGGAUCCCACGGCAAAUAUUAGUGGUCCAGAGGGCAUGACGGACUGGGAUGAGUUGGCCAGCAGCAGCAGAAUGAACGGCGGUGCCAGUGGUCCCAGCCGCGACGGGGUGAGCGAUGGCUUACCAACCAAUUUUACCCAGCCUUCGAGUGCCUGGUUCAUGCCGUUCAAUAUGGAAGCACACGAGCUCGGCCAAGAAAUGAGCAGCGCUGGCCUAGGCAGCAUGGAUAAUUUUGGAGUUUUUAGUCCCGAAGGGAUGAGCACGGCGGCUCCUGGGUCCGGCCUUGGAAUGAGGAGGGGCUCGCACCGGUGA
Messenger RNA from Pestalotiopsis fici W106-1, 3372 nucleotides. RefSeq lists its product as uncharacterized. Lineage: Eukaryota; Fungi; Ascomycota; Sordariomycetes; Amphisphaeriales; Sporocadaceae. The transcript is spliced from 2 exons. Gene Ontology annotation, molecular function: DNA-binding transcription factor activity, RNA polymerase II-specific; zinc ion binding; DNA binding. Gene Ontology annotation, biological process: regulation of DNA-templated transcription; DNA-templated transcription. The coding region runs from base 1 to 3372 and encodes 1123 amino acids. Gene Ontology annotation, cellular component: nucleus. The record is from RefSeq and is a predicted model, not a curated record.